GACAUUUGCCAUAAAAUCCAGACCAAUUAAAGUGACGUAGUAUGAAGCAACUUUUAACAUCACUGUCCCUACUCAGCUGCUUGUUUCUUGUGCAAGUUAAUUGCCGCAUAGGAACUCGCAUUGUGGGUGGAAAUGUAGCAAAAGAAGGCCAGUUUCCUUUCGCAGCUUUGCUAACGAUUGAAACUGAAGGUUUCGUAUUUGUUUGUGGAGGAGCACUCUUGAACGAAGAAUGGGUUCUGACAUCCGGAACUUGCACUAACAACAUUGUGAACGUCACAGUUAGUUUAGGUUCAACCAGCAGAGAUGAAAAUGAUCCAAACCGAGUGACCGUUGUUUCAACCGUUGUUGUGCCACAUCCCGAUUUUAACCCAGAUCAGAUUUUGAAUGACAUAGGUCUUGUCAAGCUUUCUGAAGCAGUUGAGUUUUCAGAUUAUGUACAACCAAUUAAAUUGGCAACGAUUAAUUUACCUAACAUCUUACAUCCAACGGUUGUUGGGUGGGGACAAACUGCUGAUGAUUCGGAUCCAGCGACGGAUCUACAGUAUGCACAGUUAAAUAUUCUAACUAAUGAAGAAUGUCAACUGAUUUACGGGUCGCAGAUUGUUGAUAAUAUGGUGUGUUUAAAUGGAAAUAACAAAGAAAGUACAUGCUAUGAUGACUCCGGAAGUCCUUUAGUUGUACGUCCUAUUGGAGCUUCGAGUUUGCAGAUUGUUGGUGUUUCAAGUUUCUUUAGUGGAAAUGGAUGCGAGAUUGGUGAGCCGUCUGGAUUUACUAGGACGUAUCCUUACCUUGAUUGGAUAAAUAGUGUACUGCAAGAAGCGUAACAGAAAUUAAAUAAAAAAUAUCACAACAGAACCAAAAA
Messenger RNA from Zophobas morio, 862 nucleotides. RefSeq names its product chymotrypsin BI-like. Gene Ontology annotation, biological process: proteolysis. Lineage: Eukaryota; Metazoa; Arthropoda; Insecta; Coleoptera; Tenebrionidae. The record is from RefSeq and is a predicted model, not a curated record. Bases 42 to 824 code for a protein of 260 amino acids. Gene Ontology annotation, molecular function: serine-type endopeptidase activity. The transcript is spliced from 5 exons.